Trachemys scripta elegans is the source of this 3125-nucleotide messenger RNA. RefSeq names its product all-trans-retinol dehydrogenase [NAD(+)] ADH4. Gene Ontology annotation, molecular function: S-(hydroxymethyl)glutathione dehydrogenase [NAD(P)+] activity; zinc ion binding. Lineage: Eukaryota; Metazoa; Chordata; Testudines; Emydidae. Gene Ontology annotation, biological process: formaldehyde catabolic process. The coding region runs from base 115 to 1257 and encodes 380 amino acids. Gene Ontology annotation, cellular component: cytosol. The record is from RefSeq and is a predicted model, not a curated record. The transcript is spliced from 9 exons.
CCUGGACAGACAGACUUUUGUGGGCUGUACCUGUGGAGCUGGUAGCACUGCUGAUCUGAGCACGACUCUUUGAGCCCAGACUCCUUCCUGAGAGAGACUCCAGAGGGGAGGAAGAUGAGCACUGUGGGCAAAGUUAUUAAAUGCAAGGCAGCCAUUGCCUGGGAAGCAGGCAACCCCUUUUCUAUUGAGGAGGUUGAAGUCGCCCCACCCAAAGAACAGGAAAUUCGAGUUAAGAUUGUUGCCACGGGGGUGUGCCGUAGUGAUGCUCAUGCUGUAAGCCCCAGUUUUAAAGAGGGUCUUUUUCCAGUCAUCCUGGGCCAUGAAGGAGCAGGAAUUGUGGAGAGCACUGGACCAGGAGUGACUAAAUUUAAACCAGGUGACAAGGUUAUCCCACUCUACGUCCCUCAGUGUGGCCAAUGCAAGUUCUGCUUGAGUCCAAAGACCAACCUUUGUGAAAAGAUCAGCAAAAUUAAAACACCUAUUUCUGAUCAAGACCUGAUGCCCGAUGGUACCAGCAGGUUCACCUGCAAAGGGAAGCAGAUUUACCACUUCAUGGGGACUAGCACCUUCUCUGAAUACACUGUUGUAGCAGAAACCUCUCUUGUCAAAAUUGAUGCUGCUGCUCCCCUGGAUAAAGUCUGUCUGAUCGGCUGUGGAUUUUCCACAGGUUAUGGGGCUUCCCUCAAUACUGCCAAGGUGGAACCUGGGUCUACUUGUGCUGUCUUUGGCUUGGGAGGAGUCGGCCUGUCAGCUGUCAUGGGCUGUAAAGCUGCUGGAGCUUCUCGGAUCUUGGCAAUUGACAUCAACAAAGAUAAAUUUUCAUUGGCAAAAGAGUUAGGAGCCACCGACUGCCUCAAUCCUCAGGAUUUCAAGAAGCCCAUUCAGGAGGUUAUAACUGAAAUCAGCAACGGUGGUGUCGAUUUUGCAAUUGAAUGCAUCGGUAAUGUUGCUGUCAUGAAAGCUGCCCUGGAGUGCACCACGGUGGGCUGGGGAACUUGUACGAUUGUUGGAGUGGCUCUGGGUGGACAAUCAAUCCCGGUUUCUCCAAUGCAGCUGAUAAUGGGAAAGAAAAUAAAUGCCACUUUCUUUGGAGGUUGGAAGAGUGUAGAUUCUAUACCAAAGCUGGUGUCUGAUUAUAUGGCAAAGAAAUUCAGUUUGGAUGCCUUGGUGACAUACACUCUGCCAUUCGACAAAAUCAAUGAUGCUUUUGAUCUUAUGUAUGAGGGGAAGAGCAACAGAACCGUCUUGGUUUUCUAAGGAUUCAACUUAGAUUUUUGCAGACUCCCAUAUGAAUUUAAGCCUUAUCCUCAGGCUGCCUCACUGCUUAAUGACUCAAUUAUCUUUUCUUUACAUAUUCAGGAAAGUACCUAUGUUCAGUACAUGAUAAUAUGGAAUAGGUAAAAAGUAAAGGUCACAAUAGACAGUAGCUGUAAACACACAGACAUAAGUGUUGUGGAAGUGUACGAUACCAAUACAUAAUAUUUAUACAUGGAUGUGUAAACAGUGGGUCACUUUAGUGUAACAUGCUUUUUUGCUAACACUGCUGUUAUUUUUGAUUUGUAUACAGUAUCUAAUCUAAUAUUAAUGAAAUAAUUAACUAUAUAAAAUGUGUUCUUUAGUUUUUAUGCCAAGAGUUUUCAUUCCAUUCCAUUUCUGUUGGCAUCGUCUUGCAGAAAAUUACAAACAGCCUCAAAGUGACUAAGGGUUAGAUCCACAAAGGAACUGAGCGUUGUAAAGCCUAACUUGCCACCCAGUGGUAUCCUCAGCCCUGAGUUAGGCAUAUAGAUUCUCUAUACAAUGCAUGGGGAGAGUUAGGUACCUAAGAAAGGGAUUCACAGAAGCCAGCACGAUAAGUGAGUGGGGAACUGCUUAAGGUAGCCAGUAAGAAAUGCUGAGAAGAAGGGAGUGGCCUAAGCCCUGCUCCUUCAGGGAACUUAGGCACCUAACGCCACUACUAGGCAUUCACAUUCAUGAACCUUCUGGAAUUGGAUGCCUAAGCCAGGCCAGCCCUUUCUCCCAAAGGGAAAAAAACAGAAUGAGAGACAGAGAUACCCACUCUAUCAUAACCAAUAACCCAGCAGUUAGGGCACUCACCUGAGAUGUGGGAGGACUUGAGCAUGGGUCUCCCCUAUCACAGGAGAGUGCCGUAACCACUGCGCUAUUAGGCAUUCUGGGAUAGAGCACUCAAUCUCUCCUGUGGAAGUGGUGGAGGGGACAGGAGUCAGAGAAGCAGAUACCCGAGACCAGGAAGGGAGAGAGCCGGCAGCUGCUGGGAACAGGGAAUCAGGCUGCUGCUGGAAACAGGAGGGUGGUGCGUGUAGUUACCAUCUCCAAAAUUACUGCAUGGGUGCAGGAGCUCUUUGCAUCAUCACAAGAGCUCCUGCAGUUGUGGGGGGGCACAAUCAUGUGUCUCAGGAUAAAGGCAUGAGACUCGUCAAUACUGUGUCUAUGUGGGAAAGCUAUGACAGUAUAAGUUAAGGUGUGCAUUUAAACCACUGUGUUAUAUCAAUAUAAACCCGUGUAGACACUUUUAUUCCAAUGUAAGAGGGCUAUUUUUGGUUUAGCUUGUAUCACUUGGGAAGCUGUGCAAACAAAACCAAAAAAGCCACUCUUAUCCUGGAAUAAGAGUGUCUACACAGGGUUUAUACUGGUAUUACUAUAUUGGUUUAACUAUACCAGUUUAAUGAUAAAACUUCCCUGUUUAGGCAAGCCCCCAGUGAAAGUUACAGAGGAAAUAUCCAGGACCUCACUUUUAUGACAAACAUUUAAAUAACAUCAAUAGCACUGAUCCUGCAAACUCUAUGUACAUUCUUAACUGUCCACCAAUGCAGGGCCACUGGAACUACUGGUGUUGGAGAUACGGCAUCCCUCCCGGCUCCAAUAAUAGGAACUGAAUGCAGAGCUUCCAUCAUGUUUACAGUUUUGUUAGCUUUCAAUAUUCCCACUAUAAAACUUGCUCCAGCACCCAUGCCCCUGUACCGAUACUGUUGAAUUAUUCAGGGCAACUGAUUUAUUCAAUUCACAUUUAAGCAUGUGCAUAUGUUCUUUAGGACCAGGGCCUAAAAUAUUAACUAGCACAUUAACAUCUCACUUCUGUGUUAUAAAUAAAUGAAUUCUAAUCUCCA